AUGGUCGCGUUAACGUUGAACGAUCCAGUAGUGCAAUCGUAUAUUGUUUACACUGCAAUAUUAGCAUUGAAAAUGUUAGCUAUGUCGCCAAUGACCGCCACGAUGCGUGUUAUGCGCGGUGUAUUCGCUAAUCCGGAGGAUGCAAAGGCAGGGAAAGGCAAGGUCAAGUUCGAUGACCCCAUCGUGGAGAGAAUACGACGUGCACAUCUCAACGACUUGGAAAACAUUCCGGCUUUCUGGGUGCUAGCAGCGCUGUACGUGACUACGGGGCCGGCAGCGGCCUGGGCAACUUUACUCUUCCGUGUAUUUACUGUGGCCCGCAUAAUUUACACCAUCGUUUACGCCAUCAUUCCAAUCCCGCCACCCGCAAGAGGUAUUGCGUAUGUAGUGGCAUUAACCGUUAACUUCUACAUGACCGUUCAAGUUAUACUGUACUACAUUACCGCUAUAUAA
This is a messenger RNA of Arctia plantaginis, 453 nucleotides long. The record is from the annotation of a GenBank genome assembly. Lineage: Eukaryota; Metazoa; Arthropoda; Insecta; Lepidoptera; Erebidae.